Siniperca chuatsi (mandarin fish) is the source of this 1646-nucleotide messenger RNA. It is a transcript of the gene ccn6, whose product is annotated as cellular communication network factor 6. Gene Ontology annotation, molecular function: heparin binding; integrin binding. Gene Ontology annotation, biological process: signal transduction; cell adhesion. Gene Ontology annotation, cellular component: extracellular matrix; extracellular region. NCBI's taxonomy places the organism in Eukaryota, Metazoa, Chordata, Actinopteri, Centrarchiformes, Sinipercidae. Bases 90 to 1124 code for a protein of 344 amino acids. The transcript has 5 exons. The record is from RefSeq and is a predicted model, not a curated record.
UCUGCCAGUCUUCCACCCUAAAUCCCACCUUCCAGCUCCCUUGUCCCCUGCACCCUCCUGGAGCUCACACAAACCUUCUCACUUAAGAGAUGCUAUCACUUCUCUACCGUUCCCUCCUGCUCAUCCUUGCUCAACAGUGCUUCAGCAGGGCUCAGAACAAUGGGCAGCUGGCUCCUCGAGACGGGCGGGCUGCGGCUGAGAGGCGGCAGUUCUGCCAAUGGCCCUGCAAGUGUCGGGAAAGACCUCACUGUGCCCCGGGGGUGAGCUCUGUCCUGGACGGGUGUGGCUGCUGCAAGAGCUGUGCUAGGCAGAUCGGAGAGCUGUGCAACGAGAGGGACGUCUGCGACCCGCACAAGAGCAUGUACUGCGACUUCUCCGCUGACCGGCCAAGAUAUGAGGUCGGAGUGUGUGCAUACCUGAUGGCAGUGGGCUGUGACCUGAAUGGGGCCCACUAUGAGAACGGAGAAGCUUUCCAGCCCAGCCCCCUCUAUAAGUGCACAUGUAUUGCUGGAGCCAUCGGCUGUACCCCUGCUUUCAUCCAGAAGCCUACUGGUCUCUUAGGCCCUGCCACGCUGAUGGGCAACAUGCCAGCCGGCCUUCGCAGUGGCCAGAGCCCAAAGAAGCACCAGCAGGACACUACCUACAUGUCAGCUUACAGGGAUCCUCCUUUAGCCUGGAAGAAGAACUGUCUGAUCCAGACCACCCCUUGGAGCCCCUGCUCCAAAACCUGCGGCCUGGGCAUCUCUGUGCGUGUCAACAACGACAACAGCAAAUGUGAGAUGAGGAAGGACAGACGCCUGUGUCUACUGCGGCCGUGUGAGAAAAGCGUGAUAAACGGUGUUAAGGUGCCAAAAGGAAAGACAUGCCGUCCUAAAUUCCAAGCAAAGAAAGCGGAGAUGCUCACACUCUCGGGCUGCACCAGUACCAAGAAGUUUAAGCCCACGUACUGCGGCGUCUGUACGGACAAGCGCUGCUGUGUCCCCAACAAGUCACGCAUGAUCAAGGUCAACUUCACGUGCAAGGGAGGCUCCAUACAGUGGAAGAUGCAGUGGAUAAUGUCCUGCGUGUGCCAGAGGAAGUGCAAUGAUCCAGGUGACAUGUUUUCUGACCUGCGGUUACUCUAACGGAUCCGUCCAAGAAGUCCAGAGACAAAGACACAGGAUACGAGCCCUGCUGUGACAGACUCAGGACUGAAACAUAUGCGUACUUUGGUUUUUCUCCUCAGCAGUGGUGAUGUGCCUCAAGAAAUCUAAAAAAAAAAAAAAAGACACAAACUCAAACUGAAGCUGCAAAACCUCAUUUCAUAAGGAAGAAUGGCUGGGAUCAUUAAACAAAUGAAGCGAUAUGUUGUUAGUUAUGAUAAAAGCUUUUAUGAACCCUGUCUUCAGGACAUGCACGUGCAAUAACAAAAAGGAAUGUAGCCAGUGCAGUAGCUGUAACAGCAGAUGUCGACUCAUGAACAGUACCUCAUAAUACUAUGAUCAGGGAGCCUAGAAAUGGCAAAUCAGGUCAUACUACAGAUUUAGUUGAACUCUUCCAUUCUUUUUACAUGUUGUUCCUGCUUAUUUUUUCAGACAGGGAAAAAUUUAACCAGGUCAUAAAUGAGACAAUAUUGAUAUAUAACUUAUAAAGGUAUAUACAAAAGA